UUUCAUUACACCAUUAUAUUCUUUGAAAAUUUAGCUGAAAAUGAAGAAUUAUGUGACUUUUGUGUGUUUUUUCUGUUCUCUGUUUCUUUUGGGUUCAUUUUAAUGUGCCUCUGCAAAGUUUUUGUCAUUUUUGGUUCUGUUUUUUGGAAGAUUAUUUCAGAUUUUAUGAACUUGGGUUUCAUAGAAACUAGCAAUGGAUGGUAAAUUUUACCAUUAACGGAGAUUUUAUUUAUGGGUUCUUUGUCAUUUCUGUUCUCCUGCUUUUGCUAUUUCGAUAAGUCCAAAAGUCCAAACCAGGUCCUGCCACGUAGUUUUUAACGAAAAUCUAGGGUUUUGAUCGCUCUGAGGCUCUGUGAAUGCUUGGUUUCUCUGCCACCUGUGCUGGUUUUGGAAGCCUGCUGUUUCUUAGAUUGGUCUAAACAAUUUCCCCAUUUUGGAUGAGAGAUUAAAGAGGUGGGGAGAAACUGUUACUGUGUUAGUGGAGAUGGUUCAGGGCUUUGCAACCAGGGAUUUGAAUUUAUGCUUGCAGAAACUGAUGGUUGCUGGAGAUAUGAAUGGUGGGGGCAUCUUAAAGGAUUGGAAGGACCUUCCUAUGGAGCUCCUCCUUCGAAUCCUUACCCUCGUUGAUGAUCAGACUGUAAUUGUAGCAUCUGGGGUGUGCACAGGUUGGAGAGAGGCAGUUUCCUUAGGCCUCACCCAACUCUGUUUAUCAUGGUGCAAGGAGAACAUGAAUAACCUCGUUCUAUCCAUUGCCCCAAAGUUCACAAAGCUGCAGACUCUUUUCUUGCGCCAAAAUAAACCGCAACUUGAAGAUGAAGCGGUUGAGGCAAUAGCCAAGCAUUGCCAUGACUUGCGAGACUUGGAUCUCAGCAAAAGCUUUAAGCUAACUGACCGCUCCUUGUAUGCCUUGGCUCAUGGCUGCAACCAUCUUACCAAGCUCAACAUAAGUGGUUGCUCGGAUUUCAGUGACAAUGCCCUCGCUUACCUUACCAGCACGUGUAGGGACUUGAAAAGUCUAAACCUCUGCGGUUGUGUGAGAGCGGCAACUGAUAAAGCAUUGCAGGCUGUUGGUCGCAACUGCAACCAGUUGCAGUAUCUGAAUUUGGGGUGGUGUGAGAAAGUCAGUGACGUUGGAGUGAUGAGCCUGGCCUAUGGAUGCCCAGAUCUUAGGGCUUUAGACUUGUGUGGCUGCAUCCUUAUAACAGAUAAGAGUGUGAUUGCACUUGCGGAUAGGUGCCAUGGCCUGAGGUCUCUGGGUCUCUACUAUUGCCAGAACAUUACUGACAGGGCCAUGUACUCGUUGGCAAGCAGUGGUCGACGUGAGCAACAAGCAAGACAGGACCUAUUAUUCGCGUCCGUGUUCAAUGGAAAUGGCAAUGGAAGUAAAUAUGGAAAGGGGAAGAAUGAAGGUUUGAGGAACCUCAACAUAAGCCAAUGCACGGCACUCACACCGCCUGCCGUGCAAGCCGUGUGCGACUCCUUCCCCGGCCUACAUACGUGCCCCGGACGACACUCCCUUAUCAUCAGUGGCUGCCUCAGCCUUACAUCGGUGCACUGUGCGUGUUGCAGGCAGGUAGGACCCUUCUCUCCACGAUGGCCCACCACCAUCACUCCUGAGAGCUUUAGCGUACAGUAGCUUUCAGAUAAAAUGCGUGGGCAGGUUGGAGAUCUGUAAGUGAGAGGUGAUGUUUUCCAAACAGAGUGGUUCAAGGUUGGUUUGUGGAGAGAGAGGUGGUAUGCUUUGGCGCCCUGCCCUGCCCUGCCCUGCCCUGGAAAUAAAAGAAGUGUUUUAUAACUCUCCCUGGGAUAGAAGUGGUGUAGUAUUUUGGGUUUGGGUAGAUGUUCUAUACUAUACCUUGUUUAUAUAUUGGUGUGUAUAUAUAUAUAUAUAAUGUAUAUAUGACUAGGUAAGAAGUGGGGAGAAGUGAAAAGCCAAAAGAUUCCAUCAUC
Amborella trichopoda is the source of this 1950-nucleotide messenger RNA. RefSeq names its product F-box protein SKP2A. Gene Ontology annotation, molecular function: protein binding. NCBI's taxonomy places the organism in Eukaryota, Viridiplantae, Streptophyta, Magnoliopsida, Amborellales, Amborellaceae. Gene Ontology annotation, biological process: SCF-dependent proteasomal ubiquitin-dependent protein catabolic process. The record is from RefSeq and is a predicted model, not a curated record. Gene Ontology annotation, cellular component: SCF ubiquitin ligase complex.